Molecule: messenger RNA, 4175 nt
Organism: Dioscorea cayenensis subsp. rotundata (Guinea yam)
Lineage: Eukaryota; Viridiplantae; Streptophyta; Magnoliopsida; Dioscoreales; Dioscoreaceae
Exons: 17
Coding region: 477-4001 (1174 amino acids)
Source: RefSeq, a predicted model, not a curated record
UCUCCCCCAAACCCUAGAAACUCUGGAAUUUCUCUCGAUUUCUCGUCCCAAUUCGACCUUUGAUCUCCCAAUCAUGGAGCCGAAGGAGGCCCAGAGUGGAGGGGACGCGGAUGAGGAGACGAUGGCGAGGAAGAGGGCGCGGCGGGUUAGCUUCGCGGAGACCACGGCUGUGCAUGUCUUCGACCGUGACGAGGACUUUGACACCCCGCCGGAUUUGCGCCCUGGAGGCGGCGAGGACUCCGAGACGAGGCCUCUUGUGGGGUUCCCUGUAGAGCACUCGGACAGUGAUGAUUCGAGAGGGUCGGUGCGCGAGGAGGACGAUGAGGAAGAGGAGGAACAGGAGAGUUUUUUAAGAGAUAUGAAUUCUUACUCCCCUGGGCAGUGUCGCUGAUUCCGUGACCUCCAAUGAUGAUGAGAACUUUUUUGGACCAGUAUCCACAAGUUUUAUCAAAACUGGGAGGUAUUCUGACUCUGGAAUGUCAGAUGAUAACAACCAUGACAUUACCUUAGAUUCAACAGCAUUUUCUUUGCAUUUCCGUAACAUUGCUCCUCCAGAUGACCGCACAGCUAAUUCAGUGGGAAGUGUCAGGACCCCGACUGAAGCGUCAAUGCCUGCUGAUUCUAGCAAUUUCAUGGUUCCAACCGGACACAAGAAGCCUAUUCCUCACAGGAAGCUUUCCAAUGGGAACAUUGGUGGCAGUGCCAGUGACUCGAACAAUAUGAGCCUGAUAAUGGAGAAUCCGAAUAGAUAUGACUACGGGAAAAUAUCUCCUAGGUUGGAGGCUCUCUUAGCUGAAGUUAACAGAAACUUUGAACCAGAUUCUCUAAGGACUGACUCUAGAGUGGUGACUUCUGAUCAUCAUAGAGUUGAGUAUACUGAUGCAACAGUCACUAGAAAUGAACAAAUACUUACUGAUGGCAUAACUGAGCAUUGUGAUAAUGGUAAUAACUACUCUGUUAGUGCCCGUCAACCAGAAGUUGUUUCACUGGGCAGUGGUGUGGAUCAGGUUGGUGACAGAAGCUAUGUUUCUAAUAUGAGUGCUGGUCAACAAUCACAUUCCUUCCAAAAUCAAGAAACCCAGGGUGCAAUUUCUUCUUUUUUUAACAAUGUGGCCAUGCAAGAUGUCUCUCUUGCCGGUACCAAGGUUAUUCGUUCUGAAAACCAUGAAAUAUUUUCACCAAAAGAUACAAACUCCAAAAUCAAUGCAGCCCAAGAAUUUGAUAAUGUGAACCAUGAUUCUUUUAGAGACAAGACAGAUGGAGCCAAAACCCACUCAAUUUCUUCUCCACUAUCUGAAAACAAAGUUCCCCCAAUGAAGACUGCAGAGGGCCAGCAACAGAUAUUGGAAUAUGAGAGUGGAAUGCACACCCCAAAAUGUGCCAUACAACUCUUUCAGUCUCCAGUUCAUGGUUCUGUAUCAUCCAUACUCGCAAAGAGACAACAGUUAUUUUCUGAUCCGGUAAAUGGUUCCACAAAAGAGCAGACACCCUCCUCUAUAAAGAUGGAACUUGAGAGACACAGUGAAAGAAUUUUGGCCAUUAAAAGUAGCAUAUCAAAAUUUAAAGUUCUUGAAAAACUGAAGCUUAUCCCUCACUUAUCAUUUUCUAUGGAAGACAAUGCCCAAUCUCAGCUUGAAGGUUAUUCAGAAAGAACACAUGAUAAUUCUUGCAGAAGUCCAUUGAGUUCUCCUGUUGUUCCUGGAAAAGAGAAUGCAAACAGUGCUUCUGUAAAGAUAAAAGAUCAGGAAUUCAGCAGGGAGCUGAGUGGCUUGGAAACUGAGAUCUUGAAUGACAAUCGAGGCUUGAGGCUGGCUCAAUCAACUCCAUCCUUUCAGUCCCCCAAGUCAGGAAUUAACAUUAGAAAACAGGCAACCUCUCAGAAACUUGUUGAAGGUCCAUCAACUUCUAAUGCAUAUGGUUCUUUUCAAAAGCAUACUGUAGUUGAGCUCAGAGAGAAUGGUGUACGGCAAGAUUCUUUAUCAAAGGCUAUCUAUUCUACAGAAGUGCCUGACCCUAAUCUAUCUUCAAUUCAAAAGCCUGACAGAGCAGUUAAGUCAAGCUCUGUCCUCAAAGAGAAAGCAUUCCACUUGACACACUCAUCUGUUAAUCAUGACAAAUUGCAAAAUUUUGCAACUGCCACGGACAUAGUGGAUAAUGUUCUUUGUUAUCACAAUUCCCAAAUGGAAGCGGAAAUACCAACAAAUGUUUGUGUUGGGAUCCAUGAUAAGGAUUCUGAGACUAGGAAUUAUUCUCCUCGGUUAAGAGAGAAGCUGUUUAAAGAGGACUCGGUUGCUUCUUCACAAGAUUUUACUUCAGAAAACAGCUAUGAUGUGGCCGCAACUAAAAAAAAUUCUGUCAAGUGGCUAGGGCCAGUGACUGCUGAGAAUCCUUUGAACGGGAUUGAUAGUUACAGUUCACCGCCAUUUAAAUGUAUGAAUACUGCAGAGCAUCACCCUAACCAGGAUAUAGUGAAAUAUGGCAAUGGUAACCCUGAUGACCACCAUCAGAAAUUUCUUUCUUCACCAGAACCAUUUUCUUCAAAGGAUGUUGAUAAAAUUGGGAAGAAAAGAAGAAUUAAUGAAGUUCUUCUCAUGGACAAGAGUCUCACCUAUGAAGGUAGCAAGACACAAAAGAGUCCAAAGACCUUGCCUGAAGUUGUUAGUAGCAUUUCUGGUUUGUCUCUGAGAAAUGCUGUGGAUGAUGAUAAUGGACAUAAUUUUGGAGUCCAGGGACCACUAAAGCAUUGGGCUGAUAUACUUUCUAAAGUUUCAGGGGCUACGAAGCAAUCAUUUUCACCUUCAGUUUAUAAUCUUGAAGCAAAACAGCUUGACAUUUUGGAAGAUGUGCUGGGUGAGCUGCAUAUGGCUAGGAAGUAUGAGGGACUGUCUAAGAAGAUCCUGUCCCUGAAAAAUCAAGAUCCUUUGGCUGACUUGCAUCAAGAAAGAGUAGCAGAAGCUAGAAGACUGCAAGAGAUGCUCGCGUAUGAACAAGCAAAAUCACAGUUAAAUCAUGUGAAGCUUGACCAUUUGCAUAAAACAUCACGGCAGUGCCAAUCUGGGAUUCAAGAGUGCUACAAGCUAAAAUCUAUUUUAAUGAAAUUUCGUCCAUAUGGUACAAGAUCUUCUCAAACUAGAGAGGCAUCCCUUUCUACUGUUUCAUUGGAUUCUGAAAGCAACAAUCAGGAUGAGCAACAUAAAUGCACUUCAAUGCAGCAGGAACUAGAAAUGCUGGAUAAGAAAGUGAACCAGCUGAUGAAAUCUUUUGCAGCUUCAUGCAAGAUAAAAGGGAAUGUGGACUGUAAUGGGGUUAUAAAGGUAGUUCGGCAACAUCUGGACAAGAGAGAACAUUGCUGGGCUAUUCACCAAAAUUUGCAGCUAUGGAAACUAAGCAAGAUUGAGAAAAAGCAAGAACAAUGUGAUAUUUUUCUCAACUACAGAAACCUACUUUCUGAAAGGUUCAUUUUAAAGACCAGACCAGCUUCAAAUUUGUCUAUGUAUAACUCAUUGAACCAGACAGAUAUUGAAAAGAAUUUCCCUUCUAUGAAUGUUUGCACGGCCUUUGAAUUUGUGUUCAAUGCUAGGAAUGAUCGCAGGCUUGCUGGUUCAAAGAGCUUGCAACAGGAAACACUAGCAACCAGUUUGCUUUUGGGAACCCUUCUUGAUGUGCUUGAAGAAGUCCAAAUAGCACUCUUUCAAAUUGCAAACUUAGUCUCCUCGACAUUUCAUUCACAGUGCUCAGGUCAGCUUGAAUUGCAGCUCUGCUUCCUUAGUAACAAAAGUGGUCGUAAGCUGAGUUUGAGUCUCAGCAUGACUGAUCUUAAAUGUGCGAUAUACCCCUCUGAGCCAGCUCAGCUUGAUAUCAAGAUAUUGGAAAGGCAAACAACAUUACCUAUCUCAAGCUUUGACAAAGUCAUGUCUGUGGUUCGGAGCCUUCAAAGUGGUCGAACUCUGGUCUUGAGGCUCUGUGAGAGUGUUUCUGAGGUUGUUCAAGUCUCGAGUUGAUAAAAACUCACUCCCCAAGAACCGAAUCCAAAAUAUCACAGGUUUUACGGUGGCUACCGGACCUUCUGCUCUGUUAUUGGCGAUUUCAAUGGAGGGCCGAUGAUGUGGUGUGCCACGGCUGCUGCUUGCUCGGCGUGCUCUCUCUUGCUCGACGAAAAGCAGCUGAACUAUCGU